AUGUGUGUGACAUCCCCCUGCUCUUCCCCUCUGGUAGAUGCCAGCUGGUUGCCCAUAUAUGAAGAAUCAGAAGAUGCAGUGGAUUUCAUCCUGGCCUUUGUCAGCAGCCUUGACAAGGACACCCACAAGUUCACAUUUCUGAAGAGCACCUACGUUGUGUGCAAAACUGCCUUGAAACGGGGCUUGACCAGGGGCCUGGAUUUAUUCUGUCAAACGUGUGAAGUGGUUGAGAAUAUCAAGGACCUCCUGGACAAAGAGCCAAGGGACCGUCUGUCCUCCAAGAUCCGCUACCUGGCCAUGAUUACCAUUGAAGAAUUAAGCUUGGUGGAGAAUGUGCUGGAGGGCAAAACCAAAAUCCUCCUGUCUGCAUGUUUCUCAAGUGUCCUCCUGCUCCCCUCAGAAAGGGAAAUGCCACACCAGAACACUGCCCUCUACAUCAAGACGCUGAAAGCCAUGGACACAAUGCUGAGGACAGUGGUGCUCAGCUUUCCUGCUUCCAGCGUCAGCAAGGAGCUGCAGGACAUCUUUGAGAUGCUGCUGGAGUACACCAGGUUUGAGAGGGAAGCUGUGCGGGAGAGGGCUAUGGGGAGGAUUGCUGUCCUGACCAAUCUGCUGUCUAACUAUUCCACUCUGAAGCCCUCUGUCAACUUUGGAAGAGACAGUUCUGGACCUGUGCGCCCUGAGGACAUCUCAUUCCCAGCCAUGGGAAGGCUGGUGGGACGUCUCAUUCUCUUCCGAUAUUCCGGGGAACAAACAAGCUACACAGCUUUCCACGCUCUGUUUUCCCUUGCUGAAUUCCUCUACAAGUCAAGACCAAGGGAUGGGUCAGAUGUAUUCUCUUGGGAAGCUUUGACCACCUCCUCACUGUGUUACCUGAGCAUUAUAGACUGUACCCAGGCCUUUGGAAGAUACCUCCACUCCAGUGAGAGGACAGAUGUCGUCCUUGAGGCCAUCGAGGCCAUGAAAGAUCCCAGCAUCCUUAACAAGGAUGUGCCCUGCAGUAUACUGGAUGUGGUCAUGGAAGACACAGACUUCUGGGUGACAGAUGUGCCCAAGACAGUGAAGUGCAUUUUUGAGAACCUGCUAUACGCCACCACAGAGGCAGGCUGUGUCAAAGUGGAGUCACUGUUUCUCCUGAUGACCACCCAGUACCCCUCGGCCGUGGUCAUCAGCCUGUGUGAGAUGGCUCUUCAGGGAGACAGCACUUUGCAGGAGCUGUGUGACACUCUGUCCUCCAAGCCUGACAUUCUGGACAAGUUCCUAGCAGAGUUUGCUACCUUGCACCGGAACCAGUGGUGCAACCCUCCCAGAGAAGGCACCCGCGCCUCUCACAGAACUUCAUCCCUGGGGCAGGUUGACUUGGAGGAGUUGGGUGAGGAGCCCAACGUCUGGAGCAAUCAGGGAAAUCCCGAUGUGAUGACGGCCUUUCUGAUGCUGGAAGUCCUCCUUGGACUGUCAGAGAGAAUGGAGAUGGGAAAAAAAAUUGAAGCCUUCCUGCCAAGCAUGAUGAAGAUACUGGAAGUUGGCAGUGAAGAUGAGAAGCUGAAGAUAAUUGAGGUCUUUCGAAAUGUCCUGAGUCAGCUGAAGAAGUCAAAGGCCAGCUCCAUUGCUGUGGCACUGGUGGGGAAGAUCCUGCCCCUCUUUGACUCGGAGAGCGUGCGGCUGCGAGAGCUCUCCCUCUGGCUCCUCAGAGACCUGGUGAGGUCUGUGGCGAGGAGGGAUGAGAAGAAGAUGAGGAAGCAGGUGCAGAGUGCCCUGAUCCCGCUGCUCUUCCGUGUGAAUGACCAGGUCCCCAGUGUGGCCAAGGCAUCCAGGGAAGCCCUUUUUGCUGCUGCAGAGCUUCUCAAAUGGAAGCAGCUCAAGCACCUGCUGCAGAAAGAGCGGAUGUGGGAGCUUGCAGAAUGCUUGAUAAAGAAGAGGAGGAGCAGGGUUGAAAAGUUCAUGUACCAGAGCCUGCCCUACCUGAGGGACCCUCAGUCCCCUGUGCGCCUGGCAGCCGUCAGGUUCAUUGGGUGCGCCACGAGGCACAUGAGGGACCAGGACAUAGAGACCCAGGCUCACAUCCUCACUGCCCUUCAGCCCUUGGAGAGAGACAAGGACAUCUCAAUCAGCUCCCUGGCAGCCCACACAGGCUUGCUCCUGAGAGCUCCAAGGGUGCAGAGAAGAUCGAGUGUCAUUCUACACACACUGUGCUGCUGGUGUCGGUGAGCUCAGCAGAGCUGAAGCUGUCUGUGCAUUAAUAAAGCUGGAGAAACACAUCCAUGGUAUCCUUCAGAUGUGUAGUGCUGAGCUGACUGUGUCCUCCUUGGCCUGUCCCACAACCAGUGGGAUGCUUCCUCCUCACACCCCUGCCAUCCCCAAAUGCCCCACUUGGCCCCAAAUUGCAGGCACAGGGCUCUGGAUUUUCUGCAGAGGGUCUCAAAUUGCAUCCCUGGUACCCCAAAAUGUUCCUGUGGACCUUGAAUUGUAUCUGCAGAGCCCCACAGCAUCCUCGGCAGACUGAAUUGUACCUGCAGAGCCCCACAGCAUCCUCAGCAGACUGAAUUGUAUCUGCAGAACCCCACAGCAUCCUUGACAGACUCCAAAUUCCAUUCAAUGUAUUUCAGAAUGCCCCACUGAGUACUGGGGUGCAGCUGUGGGGCCCCAAAUGGUCUCUGG
Zonotrichia leucophrys gambelii is the source of this 2658-nucleotide messenger RNA. It is a transcript of the gene MROH8, whose product is annotated as maestro heat like repeat family member 8. Bases 1 to 2208 code for a protein of 735 amino acids. Gene Ontology annotation, cellular component: cytoplasm. The record is from RefSeq and is a predicted model, not a curated record. The transcript has 18 exons. NCBI's taxonomy places the organism in Eukaryota, Metazoa, Chordata, Aves, Passeriformes, Passerellidae.